UUUACCAUUUGUAUCCAUUACUGGAACCAACAACGGACAGCACAGGACCUGCCGCUUAACAGCAAAAUGAACUCCAUCAUAUCUACAUAUAUCUUUGUCUCCCUUGCCAUUGCUGCCGUUCAGUGCCAGCAAUUUCAGCGAGCGCCGAUGUGUCCCGAGUUUCUGUCUCGUUACGAAAGCGAGAAUUUGGUCAUAACUCUUGACGACGAGUGUGACAUGGUCGUUGGUACACAAUACGUUACCAGGCACAGUGAUUCGAAUGUUAAUGUGCCAAACACCGGAAGUGACGUAUUUACACCUGCGAGAGGAUUCUACCUCCCGGUUGUGACAUAUAGAAGGCCCGAAAACUUGACAUCAACCGACCGCGUGUGUCCGCCAUACACUGUUCGAUAUCUGGGACCCCGUGUCGUUGUAGAUACUGUCCCCAAUACUUGUCAAAAGGUGAUUGGAAUAAAGACUUUCCAGUCCACGAUAUCAGGAAACGGAUCCCAGGGACCUCUAGGCAUGAUGGUGGUAGCGAGAGCGGUGUUUGAAAAUCUGGAAGAAUUGCUGUAAAGAGACGAACGGACAGAUGGUACAUACCACGGACAGAUGGACAGACAUGGUUCCUGGUAAACAGCAGCAAGGAGAUUAUUCAUCAUGAACGCGAGAAAUCUGAUGUGUGAAAUUCAUUGUAGAAUUUCAUUUAUUUUUGAUAAAUUUUGUUUAUUAUCAUUG
Messenger RNA from Pecten maximus, 717 nucleotides. RefSeq lists its product as uncharacterized. The coding region runs from base 67 to 555 and encodes 162 amino acids. The transcript has 6 exons. The record is from RefSeq and is a predicted model, not a curated record. Lineage: Eukaryota; Metazoa; Mollusca; Bivalvia; Pectinida; Pectinidae.